AGAAAAUGUCUGAAGGAUUUUUACACGCAUCCCUGCUCUCAUCAGACAGAACCUCGAUUGGGAAACACUGGAGCUCUGACAGUUGUUCGUGCUGAAUGAAGUCAUGAGAUAAUAAAUGAAGAAUAAACGGUUAGGAAGUGAAAGUGAAAGUCAGUCUCCAUUUUGUGUGGAGGGGAAAAUACAGCAUUUAAGGAGUAAAAACACAGGUUUGAUUUAACACACCGAUGUUGGAGUGAAGUAAACGUGUGUCCUGCUGUAAUCUGGAGAAGGAGACAUGACCUCCAACAUCAGUGUGUCUGGAGAACAGGACUUAAAGAGAGACGAGAGAAUGAUGGAGGGAAAGAGAUCAGACUCACCAGAACCCAGCUGUGUGUCCAUGAAGAGUGACGAGUCAAUGGAGCAUCCACUUACCUUCAGAGAUGGAGCCAGUUCUCCUGAUGUGAGACCACAACAGAAGAAAUCAAACCUCAGCAGAAAUCAGUUGGACUCCAUAUUCAAGGAGCUGGAACACAAAGUCAUCACUCUGAUAAAGAAUGAGCUGGAGAGGUUUAGGAAGCUCCUGAGUCCAGAUUACCCAGCAUGCACUGAGAGGGAGGUGGAGGAUGAGGAGGAUCUGCACAGUGUCAGAGACGGAGCGCUGAAGAUCACACUGCACGUCCUGAAGAACAUGAACCACACAGAUCUCGCUCACACACUGCACAACAAGUCUGUGGCCUCUGUGUAUCAGACAAAGCUGAAAUCCAGCCUGAGAGAGAAGUUUAAAAGAAUUAAUGAAGGAAUCUCACAGCAUGGAAGCUCAGCACUUCUGAAUGAGAUCUACACAGAGCUCUACAUCACAGAGGGUUGGAGUGGAGACGUCAAUAAUGAACAUGAGGUGAGACAGAUUGAGACAGCGUCCAGGAGACCAGCAGCACAGGAGACACCCAUCAAAUGUAAUGAUCUCUUUAAAGACAAGUCCAUCAGAAGUGUGCUUACUAAAGGAGUUGCUGGAAUUGGAAAAACAGUCUCUGUGCAGAAGUUCAUUCUGGACUGGACUGAAGGAAAAGCAAAUCAGGACGUCACCUUCAUGUUUCCACUUCCCUUUAGAGAGCUGAAUCUGAUGAAGCAGGAACAUCUCAGUCUGAUGGAUCUUCUUCAUCACUUUUUCCCUGAAAUGAGAAAACUACAAUUAAUAGACUUCUACAAAGUGGUGUUGAUCUUUGAUGGUCUGGAUGAGUGUCGACUUCCUCUAAAUUUCCAGAAGAAUGAGAGACUGUGUGAUGUGACAGAGUCAGCCUCAGUGGAUGUGCUGCUGACGAACCUCAUCAAGGGGAAUCUGCUUCCCUCUGCUCUCCUCUGGAUAACCUCUCGACCAGGAGCAGCCAAUCAGAUCCCUCCUGAGUGUGUAGACCAGGUAACAGAGGUACGAGGGUUUAGUGAUCCUCAGAAAGAGGAGUACUUCAGGAAGAGGAUCAGUGAUCAGAGCCUGGCCAAUAAAAUCAUCUCACACAUGAAGUCUUCAAGAAGCCUCUACAUCAUGUGCCACAUCCCAGUCUUCUGCUGGAUCUCAGCCACUGUUCUAGAGAGAAUGUUGGGUGAAGCAGAGAGUGGAGAGAUCCCCAAGACUCUGACUCAAAUGUUCACACACUUCCUGAUCUUUCAGAUCAAACACAAGGAGCAAAAGUACCAUCAGAAAUGUGACCCUGAUCCUGAUCCUGAUCCUCCUGAGUGUUCAGGAGUUUCUGGCUGCUUUAUAUGCAUUUUUCUGCUUUAUUUUUAG
This is a messenger RNA of Ictalurus punctatus (channel catfish), 1759 nucleotides long. RefSeq names its product NLR family CARD domain-containing protein 3-like. The transcript has 8 exons. NCBI's taxonomy places the organism in Eukaryota, Metazoa, Chordata, Actinopteri, Siluriformes, Ictaluridae. The coding region runs from base 275 to 1759 and encodes 494 amino acids. The record is from RefSeq and is a predicted model, not a curated record.